AAAGCUAUUUCAGUUCUCUUUAGUUCGUCCAGGGGCACAAAACACUAUCCACUUGGAAUGGGAACAAAAUCAGACGCUGUGCAGGAUUCUUCAGGUUAACUGUUUUCCUGUAAUCAACCGCCUCGGGUUCGGAAAUAAUAACAGGGCUAACCAGCAUGGACGGAGAGGAAACGGGAGUCCAGAACAUGAGAACAGGCGACGUUUACAGGGUGGACAGAAAUCUCCCCAAACGUUUCAACCAUCCAGAUUGCUUUAAGGGCUACGGGAAGAAAGUUCACCCACUCUAUCGAACAACAAACCAGACAUAUGGCAGCCAAAAGCCUACGGUUCACGAAAUGCCAACAACCUUCCACGGAAGCCGGCGGACAUUUUCUGAGGACCUUUUGCAGACUGGAAUGUUCCGAGAUAACGGCUUCAAUACGGCACUAGAGAGGAGUGGGAUCACUGAGCCCAACGCCAUUGCCGUGUUCCAAGAUAGAAUAACCUUUCACCUUUCAGACCACAUUACCAAAAUCAAUCAAACCGAGUCUAACGUGGACUAAAUACAGCGUAGCUAGUCAGGCACACAUCCUGUAUCCUGUGUAAGUUUUUUUUUUUUUUUUUUUUAAGAAAAAUAAAUGCAGUUUGAAUGAUGUUACCUUAAAUAUACACCCAUACAUUGAUGCCCAUACACUUUAGGAACAUACAGUGGUUGAUGCAGAUGAUUUUGCCCAUGUAAUUGUGAUGUGAAUUUCCUGUUCCAGUACAUCUCAGAGGUAUGCUACUGCAUGGAGAUCUGUUAGCUGGGCACAACAGGCAUGUACAGUUCAGUCUCUGUCAUUUUCAUGGAUUCAGUUUGUGACAAUGCUUGUUUUGCUUUUUUCACACGGUAAGUUGUCCUGUUCCAACUGUGGGCAUCACCAGUGGUUGGGUAUCAUGGCACUGCGGAAGUGUUCAAGGGCUGUUCAGUUGGCAUUAGGGCUUUAUGCGCACCGAGAACAUUUCCCGCAUGCCCACAGACGCCAGCAACCUGUAUUGGUGCCACCUGACAGGUGGACUCCUGAUGAUGUCAUAGCGUCAUAUCAUAAUAAGCUGCUGCCACCUGCAUAUCCCCAGACCGGGCCAUGUUUUUCUGAUCAUCACAUGGAUGACUGUGGGACCACCAUCACCUGUCAGUUUAGUUGGCAGUUAGCCGUUAUGCGAGUACUUUUUGUUUUUGUGUUAACAUGAGUCUGGCCACUUUCUUCAGCCACUCAGCAAUUGUUUUUUUUGGCGGGUUUCUGUGCCGCACCACCCUCUGGUGGGGGGUGUAGCAGGUCAAAGUGCCAUGGGCACGCCUGCACCUGAGAUGUUGCUGCUUACAUCUCACCUGUUGUAAUGUCUGAUCCAGCAGGAAGGAAACCUACAGGCCACGUCUGCAUAUGUACUGCAUUAUAGCCACAUGACUCAGUGUUUGUGAAGUGGACUAUUUGUGUUAAUGAGAAGGUGUUCCUAAUUAAAUGGCCACUAAAUGCAUCA
Molecule: messenger RNA, 1497 nt
Organism: Electrophorus electricus (electric eel)
Lineage: Eukaryota; Metazoa; Chordata; Actinopteri; Gymnotiformes; Gymnotidae
Source: RefSeq, a predicted model, not a curated record